This is a messenger RNA of Coregonus sp. 'balchen', 5424 nucleotides long. Lineage: Eukaryota; Metazoa; Chordata; Actinopteri; Salmoniformes; Salmonidae. The record is from the annotation of a GenBank genome assembly.
AUGGAGAGCCUGAGCGAGCUCCAGAACCCGCUCCUGGACAAGAACAGCAAGCACGUCGUCAACGGUUACGGGGGUGACUUCCCUAACAACCAGUACCAGGAGAAUAUCAUCAACUACUUCGUAACCGGCGGCAACGGAGGAGGUGGAGGAGGAGGUAACACUAACAGCGGUGCGGUGGCCCACAUGGGACACAAUAACAGCAACGGCAAAAUGAAAGCUCAACAACUCCUCGACGCCACCUCCCUCCAUCUGGCCGUCGAGGCCUUCUACAGACCUAACUUCAUCCUGUACAAGGAGGAUGGGGGAGGCGGCGGCGUCAAGGCCAAGGAUUAUAAGAGCGAGUGCUGCGAGACUACCUUCACAGAGAAGAAAGAGAGGGAGAGGGAGGCGUCUGUAGCGGUGGAGACCCCCGGAAGCACAGAGGACCCUCAGGCCAAGCUGCUGGAGGACGGAGAAAACGUUAAGAUACAGACUGUCUCCUACGAGGUGGAGGAGGAGGAGUAUGUGGAGUAUGAGGUAAGACCAGAGCUUUACUGUAGAUAAUGUGACCAUGAUAGACAGUAGAGGAGUAUGAGGUAAGACCAGAGCUAUACUGUAGAUAAUGUGACCAUGAUAAGACAGUAGAGGAGUAUGAGGUAAGACCAGAUCUUUACUGUAGCUAAUGUGACCAUGAUAGACAGUAGAGGAGUAUGAGGUAAGACCAGAGCCAUACUGUAGAUAAUGUGACCAUGAUAGACAGUAGAGGAGUAUGAGGUAAGACCAGAGCUUUACUGUAGCUAAUGUGACCAUGAUAGACAGUAGAGGAGUAUGAGGUAAGACCAGAGCUUUACUGUAGCUAAUGUGACCAUGAUAGACAGUAGAGGAGUAUGAGGUAAGACCAGAGCUUUACUGUAGCUAAUGUGACCAUGAUAGACAGUAGAGGAGUAUGAGGUAAGACCAGAGCUAUACUGUAGCUAAUGUGACCAUGAUAGACAGUAGAGGAGUAUGAGGUAAGACCAGAGCUUUACUGUAGAUAAUGUGACCAUGAUAGACAGUAGAGGAGUAUGAGGUAAGACCAGAGCUAUACUGUAGCUAAUGUGACCAUGAUAGACAGUAGAGGAGUAUGAGGUAAGACCAGAGCCAUACUGUAGCUAAUGUGACCAUGAUAGACAGUAGAGGAGUAUGAGGUAAGACCAGAGCUUUACUGUAGCUAAUGUGACCAUGAUAAGACAGUAGAGGAGUAUGAGGUAAGACCAGAGCUUUACUGUAGCUAAUGUGACCAUGAUAAGACAGUAGAGGAGUAUGAGGUAAGACCAGAGCUUUACUGUAGCUAAUGUGACCAUGAUAAGACAGUAGAGGAGUAUGAGGUAAGACCAGAGCUUUACUGUAGCUAAUGUGACCAUGAUAGACAGUAGAGGAGUAUGAGGUAAGACCAGAGCUUUACUGUAGCUAAUGUGACCAUGAUAGACAGUAGAGGAGUAUGAGGUAAGACCAGAGCCAUACUGUAGACAGUAGGUAGGGUAUAUGGAGUAUAAGGUAAGGAUAAAGAAAUACCUGCACACUGGUGUAUCCUCCUGUAGUUUAUUGCAACACAUACACUACCAGUCAAAGGUUUGGACACACCUACACAUUCAAGGGUUUUUCUUUAUUUGUUCUAUUUUAUUUAUAUUGUAGAAUAAUAGUGAAGACAUCAAAACUAUGAAAUAACACAUAUGGAAUCAUGUAGUAACCAAAAAAGUGUUAAACAAAUCAAAAUAUAUUUUAUAUUUGAGAUUCUUCAAAUAGGCACCCUUUGCCUUGAUGACAGCUUUGCGCACUCUUGGCAUUCUCUCAACCAGCUUCAUGAGGUAGUCACCUGGAAUGCAUUUCAAUUAACAGGUGUGCCUUCUUAAAAGUUAAUUUGUGGAAUUUCUUUCCCUCUUAAUGCGUUUGAGCCAAUCAGUUGUGUUGUGACAAGGUAGGGGGGUAUACAGAAGAUAGCCGUCUGUCAUUACUUUAAGACACGAAUCUCAGUCAAUACGGACAAAUUCAAGAACUUUGAAAGUUUUUUCAAGUGCAGUCGCAAAAACCAUCAAGCGCUAUGAUGAAACUGGCUCUCAUAAGGACCGCCACAGGAAUGGAAGACCCAGAGAUACCUCUGCUGCAGAGGAUAAGUUCAUUAGUGUUACCAGCCUCAGAAAUUGCAGCCCAAAUAAAUGCUUCACAGAGUUCAAGUCACAGACACAUCUCAACAUCAACUGUUCAGAGGGGACUCUGUGAAUCAGGCCUUCAUGGACUAAAGGACACCAAUAAUAAGAAGAGACCUGCUUGGGCCAAGAAACAUGAGCAAUGGACAUUAGACCGGUGAAAAUGUGUCCUUUGGUCUGGAGUCCAAAUUUUUGAUUUUUGGUUCCAACCGCCGUCUCUUUGUGAGACGCGGUGUGGGUGAACGGAUGAUCUCUGCAUGUGUAGUUCCCAUCGUGAAGCAUGGAGGAGGAGGUGUGAUGGUGUGGGAGUGCUUUGCUGGUGACACUGUCUGUGAUUUAUUUAGAAUUCAAGGCACACUUAACCAGUGAUACGCCAUCCCAUCUGGUUUGGCCUUAGUAGGACUAUCAUUUGUUUUUCAACAGGACAAUGACCCAACACACCUCCAGGCUGUGUAAGGGCUAUUCUACCAAGAAGCAGAGGGAUGGAGUGCUGCAUCAGAUGACCUGGCCUCCACAAUCCCCCGACCUCAACCCAAUUGAGAUGGUUUGGGAUGAGUCAGACCACAGAGUGAAGGAAAAGCAGCCAACAAGUGCUCAGCAUAUGUGGGAACUCCUUCAAGACUGUUGGAAAAGCAUUCCAGGUGAAACUGGUUGAGAGAAUGCCAAGAGUGUGCAAAGCUGUCAUCAAGGCAAAGGGUGGCUAUUUGAAGAAUUUCAAAUAUAAAAUAUAUUUUGAUUUGUUUAACACUUUUUUGGUUACUACAUGAUUCCAUAUGUGUUAUUUCAUUUCUACAAUGCAGAAAAUAGUCAAAAUAAAGUAAAACCAUUGAAUGAGUAGGUGUGUCCAAACUUUUGAUUGGUCCUGUAUUUCUUCCUUCUAAAAUACAUUUGUUUGUCCCUUGCACCUGGACUAUUGUUGGAUGUACUCACUGUGGCUCUGGCAGUAGCUGGGCGAACCAGUGGGAUUGGUUAAGGUUGGGCGAUAGUGCAGAGCACUGGGCAGUAUUCCAGGGAAGAGGGACUCUCUCGCUCUCUCUCUCUCUCGCUCUCUCUCUCUCUCUCUCACGCUGACUGACUGGCUCUCUCUCUCUCUCUCUCUCUGACUGACUGACUGACUCUCUCUCUCUCUCUCUCUCUUAACUCAGAAAGCAUUAAUAAUAGAAGGUGUAGCAAAACAUUGUGUCUUAUAACAAGCUGCUUUCCAGCAUCUUCUUCCAAGUAGUGGACCAAUGAUAUUACAGCUACCGGGCGCUUGACCAAUGAUAUUGCAGCCAUACUCCACGUUUAGACUGGGGUUCUCACCACUCUGCUCUCUACCUAUGCUGUGUACAGUGAAGGAAAAAAGUAUUUGAUCCCCUAAUGAUUUUGUACGUUUGCCCACUGACAAAGACAUGAUCAGUCUAUAAUUUUAAUGGUAGGUUUAUUUGAACAGUGAGAGACAGAAUAACAACAAAGAAAUCCAGAAAAAUGCAUGUCAAAAAUGUUAUAAAUUGAUUUGCAUUUUAAUGAGGGAAAUAAGUAUUUGAUCCCCUCUCAAUCAGAAAGAUUUCUGGCUCCCAGGUGUCUUUUAUACAGGUAUCGAGCUGAGAUUAGGAGCACACUCUUAAAGGGAGUGCUCCUAAUCUCAGUUUGUUACCUGUAUAAAAGACACCUGUCCACAGAAGCAAUCAAUCAAUCAGAUUCCAAACUCUCCACCAUGGCCAAGACCAAAGAGCUCUCCAAGGAUGUCAGGGACAAGAUUAUAGACCUACACAAGGCUGGAAUGGGCUACAAGACCAUCGCCAAGCAGCUUGGUGAGAAGGUGACAACAGUUGGUGCGAUUAUUCGCAAAUGGAAGAAACACAAAAUAACUAUCAAUCUCCCUCGGCCUGGGGCUCCAUGCAAGAUCUCACCUCGUGGAGUUGCAAUGAUCAUGAGAACGGUAAGGAAUCAGCCCAGAACUACACGGGAGGAUCUUGUCAAUGAUCUCAAGGCAGCUGGGACCAUUGUCACCAAGAAAACAAUUGGUAACACACUACGCCGUGAAGGACUGAAAUCCUGCAGCGCCCGCUAAGGUCCCCCUGCUCAAGAAAGCACAUAUACAGGCCCGUCUGAAGUUUGCCAAUGAACAUCUGAAUGAUUCAGAGGAGAACUCUGUGAAAGUGUUGUGGUCAGAUGAGACCAAAAUCGAGCUCUUUGGCAUCAACUCAACUCUCCGUGUUUGGAGGAGGAGGAAUGCUGCCUAUGUGCUUAGGGUCGUUGUCCUGUUGGAAGGUGAACCUUCGCCCCGGUCUGAGGUCCUGAUCGCUCUGGAGCAGGUUUUCAUCAAGGAUCUCUCUGUACUUUGCUCCGUUCAUCUUUUCCUCGAUCCUAACUAGUCUCCCAGUCCCUGACACCAAAAAAUGCAAUCUUGGUUUCAUCAGACCAGAGAAUCUUGUUUCUCGUGGUUUGAGAGUCUUUAGGUGCCUUUUGGCAAACUCCAAGCGGGUUGUCAUGUGCCUUUUACUGAGGAGUGGCUUCUGUCUGGUAAAUUUACUAUAAAGGCCUGAUUGGUGGAGUGCUGCAGAGAUGGUUGUCCUUCUGGAAAGUUCUCCCAUCUCCACAGAGGAACUCUAGAGCUCUGUCAGAGUGACCAUCGGUUCAGUUUGGCCGGGCGACUUCUUCUAUUUAAGAAUGAUGGAGGCCACUGUUUUCUUGGAGACCCUCAAUGCUCCAGAAUUUUUUUGGUACCCUUCCCCAGAUUUGUGCCUCAACACAGUCCUGUCUCUGAGCUCUACGGACAAUUCCUUCGACCUCAUGUCUUGGUUUUUGCUCUUACAUGCACUGUCAACUGUGGGACCUAUAUAGACAGGUGUGUGCUUUUCCAAAUCAUGUCCAAUCUAUUGAAUUUACCACAGGUGGACUCCAAUCAAGUUGUAGAAACAUCUCAAGGAUGAUCAAUGGAAACAGGAUGCACCUGAGCUCAAUUUGAGUCUUUUUCUUUGUCAUUAUGUGGUAUUGUGUGUAGAUUGCUGAGGAAAUUGUUUUAUUUAAUCAAUUUUAGAAUAAGGCUGUAAUGUAAAAAAUUUGGAAAAAGUCAAGGGGUCUGAAUACUUUCCGAAGGCACUGUAGGUAGGUUGUUGAAUUUGUCAUUAUGUCUGUCACGGAUUCAAUCCAUACAUUACCAUUGAUGUUCUCAGUUCUUACCCGCCCUAUGUAGAUCAACGUCCGGCUCAAGUCACCCAUGAUUGUCCAGUCUUGUAGUCCUGACAUCCUCUACUCUAUUUCACAGGGAUUUUAG